CAUACUUACCUGGGCGGGGCCUAUCGCUGAUCCUGAAGGGCGAUGACCUACGACGAGCUCCUUCAUUGCACUACGAUCGGGCAAGUUGUAGCAUUUCCCCAAGGGGAAAAUGCACGUCAUAAUUUGUGGCAGAGGAGGGCUCGCGUUCGCGCGGCCCUCCACCAAAUAACCAAAUCAGCAUUUGAUUUUGAGUACUGCUAUGACCUUGCGUCGAUUAAUGAAAUAGCAAUUUUUAAUCUUGCAUUCAAUAUACAGAGCCCAACAGAUGUGUUUGAGCGGAGCUGAUAUCUUGCAGGUGAGGGCAAAGUAUGAAGCUGUGUAGUUUUACAAAUCGCGUGAUGCUGAAGGUUUGAGUUCGCUUCGUGUUGUCGGCUCAAGCGCAACCUCCAGCAGCGAAAAGAAUUUGUGUCUCUAGGCAGCCGGGCAGACACAGGCAGAAUAAGGCUUUUGAAGUGUUGAGCUUGUUCAGUGUUGGAUAGAAUUGGGCCAAUUUAAUCAGUGAUCCAAAUGAUCGUGAAUCGUCUGGAAUCGUCCCAAGAGUCGUCUCGAGAGCGAGCCUGUGUGCCAAAUGUCUGAAGAAAGUGAAAGUGUAGAAGACGGAGGCAGAAUGGAAUGCCUGAAAGGUUGGGAAAGGUUGGAGGGUUCGAAUCUAUCGAUACACUGCUGAAGGGGAAUUCGGAGAUGAAUGAGAUGAACUGAAUGCUCUGAAUUGAACUGGGUGAGCAUCGUGUGUAUGUGAUGCGGUGACCCCCAACACGUCAUUGUUGAAGGAUGGAAACCACUUCCACCGGCGUAGGAAUGGCAAUUGUCACAGUCUGUAGAGAGGACAGCCUUCUCGAUCUGCAAAUGCAAGCAGAUCAUGACUAAGCACGACAACCAAAAGAUUCUACGCCGUCGAGAAGCAAGCUGACAUGUGCAAAUUCGUGCAGAGGUGGAGAUCUGGAAGCCGAAUCGUGAGAUCGAUGAUUCUGGCUGGUAUCAGGAAUAUCAGAAUCAUCGAACUCCUCGUGAGCAGAGAACAUUUCGCAACACGUCUGGCACACGCAUCAGCACUUCACAGUCUGUCGGUGGAUGCCAUCGUCCGGCAUCGUGUGAGUGAGACAAGCACGACGUCGUUGCGCUUGGCAGAUGGAUCAAAUGGUGCACCGUUCCAUUCUUUCGAGAGUGAAAUGGUACGAUGCAGCUGAUUAUAGUCCCUCUAUUCCUCUACUAACACUUCCCGCCUCCUCCCUACAUAUUAUCAACUGGGACAUCGUUGGAUCAUCUCGCUUCCAAUCUGCUAGCACCCUUUUAGUGUAAGUCACAGUCCCCGGGCCUUGUCUAGGUCUCCCUAUCAAUACAGUACAUAUACUUUCAUCGUGGGUUGAGUCAUCACAUUUCAGCCAACCCAUGAAGCAUCAUUUGGGUCUCAGUGGCGUAGAAACAUUUUUGUACAUCUGAUUACAUUGUUAUUACAAUGGCAGACUCUUCGUCCUUCGUGGGUAGCCCCCGAUGAAGAUUCAUCCAUCGGGUAGCGGUGA
This is a messenger RNA of Marchantia polymorpha subsp. ruderalis, 1520 nucleotides long. The record is from the annotation of a GenBank genome assembly. Lineage: Eukaryota; Viridiplantae; Streptophyta; Marchantiopsida; Marchantiales; Marchantiaceae.